GUUUCCGUACUUCCCCCGUUCCUUCUCUGCUCUCCGAUCUCCUCCCCUGUUUUCACUGCCUACCUACUGAAUUUCGAAAACCUAGCGGAGAACCGCUACUGAACGGCGUCGUAAUGGAAGCUCAUGGCGCCGGAUUCCGGCGAGUGUUUCUUUUGGCAUUCUGCGUCGUCGGUAUCUGGUCUGCCUACAUUUAUCAAGGCGUUCUUCAAGAAACUCUGUCAACCAAGCGAUUUGGUCUAGAUGGGAAGAGGUUUGAGCACCUUGCAUUUCUUAACUUGGCGCAAAAUGUGGUUUGUUUAGUUUGGUCUUAUAUAAUGAUAAAGCUUUGGUCUAGUAGUAGCAGUGGUGGAGCUCCUUGGUGGACUUUCUGGAGUGCUGGCAUCACAAACACAAUUGGUCCAGCAAUGGGUAUAGAGGCAUUGAAAUACAUAAGCUACCCAGCUCAGGUCCUGGCAAAAUCCUCAAAAAUGAUUCCAGGUGAGAUAUUCUUUAAGGACUGUGUUGUAAUGUUGCAAUGAGAAUGCGGAGUUUUUUAUGUCAUCAUGGUUUAACGGAGCCCUUUUGAGUUUCUAACCCUUAGGUCUUAAUUUCCUUUUUUGUUUUUCUACUUGUUGAUAAUUGUAUAUUGCAAGGUGAUUAAACCAGCUGUCAUUGUAAUCUAUUGAACCAGCCUAAGGCUAGUAAAUUUGUAGCCCAAACACAGUGGGUGAUUCUAUUUUUGUUUUCAUACACUGGGCAAUAGGUCAUGCCAAUGUUUCAUUAUUGAAUGGAGAUGGAUGUAGUUUAAGUUUUCAAUUAAGAGUUUCCUCUAAUGUGUCGUCAGUGAUAAGUAAUGUUAAUUUCCUGUAUUCAGUCAUGCUAAUGGGCACUCUGGUUUAUGGCAUACGAUACACUUUUCCUGAGUAUCUUUGUUCUUUCCUCGUUGCUGGUGGAGUAUCUACAUUUGCACUUUUGAAGACUAGCUCAAAAACAAUAAGCAAGUUGGCGCAUCCAAAUGCCCCUCUUGGAUAUGGGCUUUGUUUCUUGAACCUUGCAUUCGAUGGAUUUACAAAUGCCACUCAGGAUUCAAUUAACACAAGGUAUGUGU
Molecule: messenger RNA, 1087 nt
Organism: Rubroshorea leprosula
Lineage: Eukaryota; Viridiplantae; Streptophyta; Magnoliopsida; Malvales; Dipterocarpaceae
Source: the annotation of a GenBank genome assembly